Molecule: messenger RNA, 1113 nt
Organism: Aspergillus affinis
Lineage: Eukaryota; Fungi; Ascomycota; Eurotiomycetes; Eurotiales; Aspergillaceae
Product: phosphotransferase family protein
Exons: 3
Coding region: 1-1113 (370 amino acids)
Biological process (GO): protein phosphorylation
Molecular function (GO): protein kinase activity
Source: RefSeq, a predicted model, not a curated record
AUGACUUCAAUGGCUAUCAGAGAAGAUAUCGCCCCCGCAGAUCAUCUUAUUGAGCAAAGACCAGAUCUUGAAUCUCAGGUCAUUGAGUCCCUAUCUCAAACCCCCUACAAAUGUCUAUCAUUGGAACAAUUGAGUGGUGGAAUAGCCAACUUUACCUUUCGAGGAAGUCUUUAUCUGCCCCUGCAAGAUAACCGGAAAAGUGUCAUCAUUAAGCAUUCUCUGUCAUGUGAAAAGACGGGAGUUCUUGAUUUGCCAGUAAUUCGCUGUGCUGGGGAAGCUGUAUCUCUCGAGGUUAUGCGUGGCAUUUUAUUCAAGCAUGAACAUGUUUCAAUCCGGUCCCCACACCCCCUCUAUCUCGAUACGCACGCAAAUAUCCAGGUUAUGGAGGAUAUCCCCAAUGUAGGGACACUUCGAGACAACCUUUAUCUUGAUAAAACCACUUCCCAAUCCACAGCAAUAUGCAUUGGUGAAAGCCUUGGGCUAUGGCUUGGCGAGUUUCACUCCCGGGACUGGAGUCACGUUGAUGAAGACGUAAUGGCGACAAUACGAGAGAACACAGCCGCUCUGAGCAUGGGGGGUUUACACUUACAUUUCAUGAUGGACGCAUUUCAUGAUGACCUACUCGCAAAAGAAAGUGUCUCGAAACUCUUUUCGCAGAACCACAACGACCGACGCUCUAUCCUUCAUGGCGACUUUAGCACUAGAAAUUUCCUUCUCCAGUCACAUCAAGAAAACAACAAAAAGAAUGAUAUCAACCUUGUUCUCGUUGACUGGGAACUCUGCCGCUAUGGUUGUGUUGCGGAGGACCUGGCAUCUAUGAUCGCGUGUCUCUACACCCAAUGGAUGCUUGAGGAUACUCCAUCCGCAGAGUUUAUACUGCGUGGGUUCAUCCGCGGAUAUGGCCAGCUGAGCGAACAUUUAAUUUUUCGAUUGGCCGGUCUAAUCCCCGUCUAUCUUGUGAUUUGGGGAAAGUUCGAUGUUAUUAUUGGAGAAAAGUCUGAAGCACGAACACGCGAAUUACAUAGACAUGCGAGGGAUUUCCUGGUUGGGGCUGCUCAGAGAGAUGUAAAAUGGUUGUCGCAGAGCUGCUUGAGCGAGUUUCUCAGGGGUUGA